AUGGACACAGCAAACCAAAAGCGAUGUGAACAACAAAAUUUGAUUAACACACUGAAAGAAAUUCAACGAGAAAACGUGAAUAGAAGAAUAAAUUGUGGACAGGUUAAUCCCAAAUCAACCCCCAAGAAGGGUAACCCUUGUUGUUCACUAUCACCUGUGACACCGACUACCUUGAUCAAGACCAACGCUUGCGAAAGACAGAAAUUACCGAGUAGAAACAUAUGCACCACCGCCCGAGAUGAAUGUGACAGAUCUGAAUUGACCGCGUAUGGAAGAGAGUUUAUGGCGAACAAUGGAAAAUUGGUUACUAAGUGUGAGUGUGUAAAAUUUAAUGGUCUUCAAGACUCGUGUCGGCAUCCWGGAUGUUACCUCAAAAAUGGAUGCUUAGACAAUCCGUUCCCAACUUGUUCGCCAGCACAACAGUGGAAAAUCGAUUAUAAUUCAAAGAACAAGAAAAACAAUGGAUGUUAA
Messenger RNA from Diuraphis noxia (Russian wheat aphid), 471 nucleotides. RefSeq lists its product as uncharacterized. The record is from RefSeq and is a predicted model, not a curated record. NCBI's taxonomy places the organism in Eukaryota, Metazoa, Arthropoda, Insecta, Hemiptera, Aphididae.